Molecule: messenger RNA, 1143 nt
Organism: Penicillium cosmopolitanum
Lineage: Eukaryota; Fungi; Ascomycota; Eurotiomycetes; Eurotiales; Aspergillaceae
Exons: 1
Coding region: 1-1143 (380 amino acids)
Source: RefSeq, a predicted model, not a curated record
AUGCGUUACGCAUACACAUUCCCUGCGGUUUUCGCGGCCGCAGUCAUUGCCGCUCCUCUCGAGAACGCCAAGCGCAGCGAUGACUUCAGUGAUCUGAUUGGUGAUGUUGGAAUUGGGGCUAUUCUUGGUGGUAAUGGCGAUGCUACUGGUGUCAAGAACGCCAAGCGCGAUGACGAGGCCCUGAUUGGUCUGCUUGACGACGAUGAUUAUGAAAACUACGAAGAUGACGAUCUGCUUGAUAAUCUUCUGAAGCGCGACGACGAGAGCCUGAUUGGCAACGAUGGAUACGAUAAGCAUUUGCUUGACGUCAGUAAUGUUGGUGUCCUGAAGCGCGACGACGAGGACCUGGUUGGUGGCGGUAGUGUUGCUGGUAUCCUUAAACGCUCUGAGGACGGCCUCGCCGGUGAUGUCGGUGUCGCUGCUGUUGCUGCCGGCGAUGGUUCUGCUACUGGCGUGCAGAACGCUAAGCGCGAUGAUGAGCUUCUGGUUGGCCUCGUCGGCGGUGGCGGUACCAGUGGGGGUGGCAGUCUAUUGAAGCGCGACGACAAGAGUCUGAUUGGUGGUAAUGGUGAAAGCAACGACUACAACAAUAACCACCUGGCUGAUGUUGGUGUUCUCGGCGUCCUAAAACGCUCUGAUAGAGAAUUCAUUGGUAGCGAUGGAUACCACGAUGAUGGCGACCUGGCUGACCUUCUUGAUGCCGGACUCGCAGAGCGCUCUGAGGAGGGCAUUAUUGGUGACGUUGGCGUUGGAGCCGUCGCUGGUGGUGAUGGUGAUGCCACUGGUGUCAAGAACGCUAAGCGUGAAGAUGGGAUUCUCUCGACUGAUCUGGCCGGCGUCGUCAACAUCCUGAAGCCUCGUUCUGAGGAGGGCCUUGCCGGUGAUGUCGGUGUCGCGGCUGUUCUUGCUGGUGACGGUUCCGCUACUGGCCUGAAGAAGGAUAAGCGUCAACUUGAUGGAAGUAUCCUUGGAGGUGUCGGCCUUGACCUUCGCGAAGGUGGUGAUGAUUCCACCGAUGGCGCCAAUAUCAAUGAAAAGCGCUCUGAAGACAUUGGUGUUGAUGGCUUGAAUCUGGUCCCUGGUGGGGUGGCUGAUUACGUCCAGAGCGGUACGCCUAUUCUUGGUAUUGCCAAUCCUCGUUAA